UUUCCUGUGUGGCUACUGGAGCCCGCUCCGCAGCUCAGGCUGCCAGCAAAUCCCGAAGUGAGGCUAGCGAGAGGGGGUGAGUCGGUCCGUGUUUGGUUAACAAAUUCCCUGCAAAACAGCCCCCGAGCCCCCCAGAGCUGUGCUGAUGUCACAUCCGCUGCCCAGGUCUCAGCCCCUCUGCCAGCAGCGAGGGCUCCGCUCUUUUCUUGGGUCAAAACUUUUGCGGUGGGUUGGUUGCGGGCGGAGGGAAGGGGGCGAGGGGAGGGGGGGAGGCUGGAGGCGCUUCAGCACCACGGCCAGCGCCUUCCUCGCUUGCCUUCCCUGGGCUGGCGCUCCCCUCCCUCUCCGCUCGAAGGAUGCCUGCGGAAUGAUUGUCCCUCGGGCGGCUGCGGCUUCCAGUCGGCUCCGGCGGGCGGGCAGAAAGUGCAACUGACUAGCCUGGGCUCUGCAGCGAGAGCGGGGUGAAUGAAUGAAGAGUGAAAAAAGCGGAGCACACCUUGGAUCAGAAUGCAGGCGGCCUCCAACAUCCUCAACCUGCUGCUGCUGGCUUUGCUCGCUGGGCUCGAUCCUUCCAAGGUACAGCAUAGGAAAUGGCCUCACAAGCUUCUCCACCCUGCCUCGCUCACCUUGGGGAUCACUUGCAGAAGUGAGAAAAUAGUUCCGUUUCAACUGUCCAAGCUGUGUGCAUCUUUGGCCUGGCUGCACAGCCAGCCAGCAAAGGUGUCAAAUUAGUGUCAAUGGAGGUGACAGUUUUUUGUGAUAUGGAAACUUUUUCACUGGGAACUGGACUGAGACAUCCAAACUCAUUUUAUACUCAAAUUAGCCCCAAAGAAGGAUGGCAAGUGUAUAGUUCAGCCCAAGACCCAGAUGGCCGAUGCAUUUGUACUGUAGUUGCACCAGAGCAAAAUUUAUGUUCAAGAGACGCCAAAAGCAGACAACUUAGACAACUGCUAGAGAAGGUUCAGAAUAUGUCCCAAUCUAUUGAAGUUUUAAACCUACGGACGCAGAGGGAUUUCCAGUAUGUUUUAAAAAUGGAAACACAAAUGAAAGGGCUGAAGGCUAAGUUUCGGCAAAUUGAAGAUGAUCGGAAGACAUUAAUGACAAAGCAUUUUCAAGAGUUGAAGGAAAAGAUGGAUGAGCUGUUACCAUUGAUCCCAGUUCUGGAACAGUAUAAAAUGGAUGCCAAGUUAAUCACCCAGUUCAAGGAGGAAAUUAGGAAUCUGUCUGCAGUUCUCACCGGGAUUCAGGAAGAAAUUGGUGCCUAUGACUAUGAGGAACUACACCAGAGGGUGCUCAGUUUAGAAACCAGACUUCGAGACUGCAUGAAAAAACUCACAUGUGGCAAAUUGAUGAAAAUUACGGGCCCCAUUACAGUCAAGACCUCUGGAACCCGAUUUGGAGCCUGGAUGACAGAUCCUUUAGCAUCAGAAAAGAAUAACCGAGUCUGGUACAUGGACAGUUAUACUAACAAUAAAAUUGUCCGUGAAUACAAAUCAAUCACAGACUUUGUCAGUGGGGCUGAAUCAAGAACAUACAAUCUUCCUUUCAAAUGGGCAGGAACCAAUCAUGUUGUCUACAAUGGCUCCCUCUAUUUCAACAAGUAUCAGAGUAACAUAAUCAUCAAAUACAGCUUUGACGCAGGACGGGUGCUUGCACAGCGUAGCCUGGAAUAUGCUGGCUUUCACAAUGUGUACCCCUACACUUGGGGCGGCUUCUCAGAUAUUGACCUGAUGGCAGAUGAAAUUGGGCUGUGGGCCGUAUAUGCUACCAACCAGAAUGCAGGCAACAUUGUUAUCAGCCAGCUAAACCAGGAUACGUUAGAAGUGAUGAAGAGCUGGAGUACAGGCUAUCCAAAAAGAAGUGCUGGGGAAUCCUUCAUGAUCUGUGGAACUUUGUAUGUUACCAACUCACAUUUAACAGGAGCCAAGGUCUACUAUUCUUAUUCCACAAAAACCUCAACUUAUGAGUAUACAGACAUUCCGUUCCAUAAUCAGUACUUUCAUAUAUCCAUGCUUGACUACAAUGCAAGAGAUAGAGCUCUCUAUGCCUGGAACAAUGGACAUCAGGUCCUGUUCAAUGUCACCCUUUUCCACAUCAUUAAGACCGAAGAUGACACAUAAACUUGUCUCUCCCCCUUAAACCCCCACCCCCCGGCACACACGCACACUUCAAAAGUGUCAUUUGUGAUAAACUCUAAAACAUCCUUCUGGAUUUCUUUUUAUUUAAGUUCUUUUUCAUUAAAAAACAAACGCAUUUUCUACUGUGCAAUGUGUUCCAAAUAUGGCUGAGCCUGUCAAAAAUGACCGGUUGGAAAUACAAGCAUCCUAACUCUUGAAAAAACAAGGCCUGCCAUGACCUUGUCAUGAAAAGCACUAAAGAGGGUUUAAAUGGCUAAAGACAGUUUUAAAAAGAUUAUGAUCUGCCUUAUAUUAGAGUCAGAGACUAAUGGUGGCUUAAAUGCAUGAAUGUCUUUUUUUUUACCUUAUGUCUUUUUUGACUCUGUCUAUUGCUCAACAUCAGGAAAUAUUUUGGUAGCAAUCUGAAGCAUAAUGCACAUUAUUAUUAUUUAUUCCAAGAGAAAGAUUUUAGGGAUUUGAUUUACUUUGAAAAAAUGUAUAUGAUUCAUUUUGCCAUCACACAAUUUCUGAUGCGGUGCUGUACAGUACGUUUUGAACUCACUUGCAGUUUAUCGAUGAUAUGUAUUUCUACAUUGUAACCACCAUUGUGCAAUUGUAUCUCUUCACUUCCGUGAAAGUAAACUAAGUACUAUUUUUUAUAAAAUAUAUUGAAGUUUAAUCACAGUUCUAAACAUGGGUCAAUUUAAAAUUUUAUCAAACACAUGACAGCGGGUCCCCCUACUUUUCGCCUGUAGAUCACGCACACACACUUGGGGUAUGCUAGCAAAUCAGCACUAUCAGCCUACAUCCUCUUGUGCCAGUCUCUGUUGCCACCAUCAAUUGCCUUGCUCAUUUUCUCUCCCACACCAUUUUCUACCUUUCCUUCCUCCCAAUCAUUUUCUUUUUGAUGUAUUUUUUCACUCUCUAAUUUUGGAUGUUAUUUUGCUCUCAUGUUUUGUAGCUCUCCCUAUCGUAACAGAAAGCUACAUGUUGCUUUCUGUGAUCUGUCUAUGGGUUCCUCCUUUGGAAGCAGACUCUCAAGGUUUACAUGAAUACUGCAGGAUAAGAGGAGAGAUACUUAGGACUGUAUAUGGGCUGCUGCCUCAGCCUGCACUCCUAUAUGUAUGAACUGCCCCUCUGGCUGGCUGUAACAGAGGCCACUGUAGAAACAGGGAUGGAAGGGAGGUGGCUUUCCUGGAUCUACCAACCUCAUUACCUACAAUAAGAGGAGCACAUUUCCACUGAGGGAAGGCUUAUCUGGACAUAUAGCAGCUCAAAAAAAAAAAAGAGUGGCAAAGUGGUCAGGCAUGACAUCUGGUAUCCAUCAUGAUAGUUGAUGUCUACUGAUUUAAAUGGGAAGUGUAGUGCAUGGCGAAACAAACUGCAACCAAUAUUUUGCAAAAAUAGAUAUUGAUAGAUAGACUGAAAUAGUAUUGCUGCCUCUGGUCAAAAAUGGAUUCUCUUGAACGCAAGUUUUUUUGUGCCAUCUGUGAGUUUUACCAAUAUUACCAGUUUCAAAACUGUGAGGGUGGGAUGGGGUUGUUUGUGGAGGAUUUAUUUACUUAUUUUUGCAACUGACAUGGUAGAAAAGGAAAAAAAUGCUAUAUAACAUGAAGGAUGAUAUGGAAUUAUUUCAUGUUACCAUGAUGCAGAUCACAGAUUAUGAAAGCCACAAGUCUGCAGUACAGAACACAGAGGCGCUGUUUCCCCCAAAAUUUGUUUAGAACAAACACCUUUUUCAAAUCCUUUUAACCAGAAAAUGGGGAGGAGGGUGGGAAUCACAAAUCUUUUUUAUGAACAAUUUGUUCUUUUGUCAAAAAAUUAAAAAAUUGUUUUUUUUACCAGA
Molecule: messenger RNA, 3963 nt
Organism: Caretta caretta (loggerhead turtle)
Lineage: Eukaryota; Metazoa; Chordata; Testudines; Cheloniidae
Gene: OLFM3
Product: olfactomedin 3
Biological process (GO): signal transduction
Source: RefSeq, a predicted model, not a curated record